Molecule: messenger RNA, 1388 nt
Organism: Paramecium pentaurelia
Lineage: Eukaryota; Ciliophora; Oligohymenophorea; Peniculida; Parameciidae
Source: the annotation of a GenBank genome assembly
AUGAAUCAAAAAGACCUAUAUCUAAUUAAAGGGUUAAACUUUCCUAAAGACAGGAAGUCAUAAAUUUAUAUUAUUUCAGAGUCUUGGGGAUUGAAGCUAUUAGUAUUACUUCCUUAAAUAUUUAGGACUCAUUAAAUUUAGCUUUCAAAUUAUUGGUAUAAUGGAGCGAUGAGAGUGCAAUUAUGGAUUGGAAUGAUUAUUUAGAAGGAACUUGUUCAAAUGAAUUUUACUUUAGACUCUUUUACUAGGGUUAAGAAUACCAUAUAGAAGGGUCUAGGGAGUAACUAGAUUUGUUGUAUGACUUUUGUUCUGGUAAAUUCAUUUUUAAGAAAAGUAAUAUCUUUAAAUUGAAUUCUGUCAUGCAGGCCAAUUCAUAAUAUGAAGUAUAUAUAAUAUUAAGUUAAGAUGUCUGUAGUAACAAAUCACAGAAAUAGUAAACAGUACAUUGAGAAAAGAAUUUUUUCUAAUUUUAUUUCUCAAGAUAUAGAGAUGUCGAAUUCAUUCAAUACUUAAUUAUGGUAAGACAAAGUACCCGAAGAAGUCCGUAUAAUUUAACUAUUGAAUGCUUAGAAAUGUCCUUACAUUAUAAAAAUUGUAUAGAUAUCUUAUGAUGGUGACAACUAUUCUAUAAUCUACGCAAACCAAAAUUUAAUAUCUUUAAAGUAGAUUUUAAAAAUGUAAAAAAUGGGUUUGCCUCUUUCUUUUGUAAUUGAGAUUUUAGAAUAAUUGUUAACUGGUAUCAUAGAAAUUUAUUGUUAGUGUUAAACAUUUUCUAAGAGCUUCAAAUUAUACAUAAUGGUAUUAAUUUGGAUAUGAUUAAUUAUUCUCGGGAUUCUAACUCGAUUGUAGUUAGUGAUUUCACAUCAUCAACCUUUGAAUGUAAUAGAUAAAUACCUAUGUAAAUAAUAUCAUAAGUUUAGAAAGGGUAAUUCUAUAGGUUUUAUACCUCCUGAGUAUUUAUAAAAUAAAUACCUGAUCUCACCCUUUGCCAAUAUAUUCUAAUUAGGUACACUCUUGUAUCAUUUGUAUUUCUAUAUGUUAAUUUCUAAAGGUUAUUUAACUAAAAUCCCUUCGGAAAUGACUCAUAAACUAAACUUCAGAAUAAUAUAAUGGGAAAAUAUCAUAUCCCAAAUCUUAAUAUUGAUAAGGAUAUCAUUGAAUUGCUUAAAUCGAUGAUGCAAACAAAUCCCCAGAAGAGAAAAACCCCUAAGGAGUAUUUGUGUUCAAAGAUUUUUAAACCUUAAUAUAGAUCGAAAAUUUCCAAAAAUUCAUUCUUAUCGUUUCUUCAAGAUAAUUCUUCUCAAAAAAUUGACGAAUUUGAAGUAGAGAAUGAAACUAUCAGCAUUCAAAACAUUAAAUUUCUAUGUUUUAAUAAAAAAAAGAAUUGA